This is a messenger RNA of Arabidopsis thaliana (thale cress), 1902 nucleotides long. Its product is annotated as EAP30/Vps36 family protein. The coding region runs from base 367 to 1689 and encodes 440 amino acids. Gene Ontology annotation, cellular component: endosome; ESCRT II complex. Gene Ontology annotation, biological process: endosome transport via multivesicular body sorting pathway. Lineage: Eukaryota; Viridiplantae; Streptophyta; Magnoliopsida; Brassicales; Brassicaceae. The record is from RefSeq and is marked reviewed. Gene Ontology annotation, molecular function: ubiquitin binding; phosphatidylinositol-3-phosphate binding. The transcript has 9 exons.
AUAAAAUCCAUGGGAUUGGAUUUAGUAAAACGACACGUCUACAAGUUUUAGGGAUUUCGUAUUUUGCUUUCAUUUCUUCUUCUUCUUCUUCAUACGAGAGCCGAAAACGAAUAAGAAGAUUAAUUGAGGAGAAAUCGAAGAUGUCUAUAGCGUUAGUGGAGAAGAUUCAAGCCAAAUUUUGAAGAAGUCUAGUAGAUUCUGUAUUGUAAGCUACUAAAAUCUGCGAUGGUGAGGCAUUUCAAUCGUCGCCGGAAAAUUCAUCGGAGAUAUUAAAAUUGAAUCAAGCUUCGAAUUGGUCAACCGAUCUAUUAAUUUGACUAGAGAGGAACGAGCUGUAUGAUAUAUCUGCUUCCGAAUUGAGUCUCCAUGGCUAGUGGAAGCAGCAGCAUCGCAAUCGGUGGUUUGUUUGAGAACGCGGAGGUGACUACGAGUGGUAGACCAGUGCUUCGUCGCAAUGAGGUCGAAUGUUUCCUCCUCUCCUCCAUCGAUAUAGAUUCCGAAGAUGAUCCGCCGCGAUUCACAGCUUUGAGGUCUGGAAAUCUAAUCCUUACCACUCAUCGUCUCAUAUGGAUUCCUUCUCAAUCAAACGAAUCUGUUCCUUCUUCGAUUCCGCUCUCCGCCGUUACUCACAUCUAUUCCCAUAAGAAAUCAAUCAAGUCUAUGUUCCAUUCGCCUAGAAUCCGAUUUCAAGCGGAUCCCGGUUCGAUUGUUGUAACGAUUGUGUUUAGAGGGAAAGGGGAUUUUGAUGGCUUUUUGUCGAAAUUGUGGGAAUGUUGGAGAGGUAGGGCAUGGGAAGAAGAGGAGAAGAGCGAGAGUGAGACUUCAAAGUCAGGAUCUGGAACAGUUGCGCAAGGUUUGUAUGGAAACGAUGGAACGGUGAGGAUGGUGGGAUUGGCUGGGAUUUUGAGGAAGGAGCAAGAACAGUGGGAGAGCACAGAUAAGAGCUUGCAAGAUGCUUUUCAGGAUUUGAAUGCUCUUAUGAGUAAGGCUAAAGAGAUGGUGAGUCUGGCAGAGAAAAUGCGGCAGAAGCUUUUGUCUGCUCCUAGUAGUCAGAACGGUUCAACUGAUGAUGAAGAAAUGGGGUCCAAAGAAGAAAUGCAACAGUGGAUGUUGAGCGUUGGUAUUAUCUCACCAGUUACAAAGGAAUCUGCUGGUGCAUUGUACCACCAAGAAUUGUCCCGCCAGUUGGCAGAUUUUGUCAGAAUCCCAUUAGAAAAAGCUGGGGGAAUGAUCAGCCUUACUGAUAUGUAUUACCACUUCAACCGAGCUCGUGGGACAGAGUUGAUUUCCCCAGACGAUUUGUGGCAAGCUUGUACCCUCUGGGAGAAAUUUGAUGUUCCAGUAAUGCUGCGGAAGUUUGAUAGCGGUGUGAUGGUCAUCCAAAACAAGUCUCACAGCGACGAAGAGGUUAUGAGUAGAAUCAGAAUGCUUGUGACAAAAACUGAAACUCUUAGAGUUGGAGUUACUGCUAGUGAUGCAGCUUUGACGCUAAAGAUUGCUCCUGCCAUGGCUAAGGAACAUCUACUAUCUGCAGAGACCAAAGGUUUGCUAUGUAGAGACAUGAGCCCAGAUGGGCUUCGAUUCUAUUUCAACCUGUUUCCCGAGAUUGAUCCAACCAAUCUCCAUAUAGUCAAGGAGUUUGGGACAUACGGUGAAUGGAUCAAAGCGACCAGUUUGUUGUCUGUAUGACAAAGCUUUUGCUGUAAACUAUUUGUAAUAAGACAUACAAAAUAUACAAACACAAAUUUGGAUUUUGAAUCAAAAUUGCCAAUAAUUUAUUCAAUUAUUGUGGGCAAAGGUGUGUAUAAUUGUUUUUGUAAUUGUUCAGCUGUGUUUGAAAUUGCAUGCGACAAACAAGUCUUGAAAGAAACGAGAAAUCUUGUUUCAAUGCAGUUUAUGGAU